CCCCACCUUUUAUUGCAGGUUGGUGUAAAGUAAAAACGAGAGCAGACUGCAGCAAAGAUCUUCAUAUUCUUUCCUGCCCAACGACCCACGCCAAGAGCAGCCGAUUAACCCCGAUUUGACGAUUUUCUCAGACCUACAUUGGAAUGGCAGAAGGGAAAUAACCUCAGGAAACCACAAGGAUCAGCAAGGAUAAGUCCAUCAGGAAAGAUCCCAGAAACCUUGGGGAGAGCUCGAGGAUAGAAAGUAGAAACGAGAGAGGGGAUCUGUCAACAAUUGAAGCGAUCUGAGCAGCAAUAAAGAUGGAGGGAGUCGGAGCGCGACUGGGACGUUCCUCCACUCGAUACGGGCCGACGACGGUGUUUACCGGCCCUGUCCGGAGGUGGAAGAAGAGAUGGGUCCACGUAUUGCCGUCGUUAAAUAGUAAUUCUGCCCACAACGGUGGUCAGUCUCAUUCCAAUCUCAUCACCAACGGUACCGCCGCCGCGGCUUCCGGCGCUGCUAAUGGUAAUCAUAGUAGUUCGCAUCUCUUGCUUUACAAGUGGACUCCUUUACCCCAAUCCAACAACAGCAACAGCAACAGCAACACCAGCAAUAAGGACAGCGGCGGCGUCGCUGUUGCUACCGACGAAGCGCCUGAGGAGCCCCAAAGGCGCAAAUGCAAAUACAUCCCGGUGGCUUUGCUAGAGGCACAGAGAAUAGAAGCUGAUGAAGAAAUGAUUGAUGAUGAAGUUAAACCAAGCGACGGUGAAGGAAAUGUCGAUGACCCAGUUUCUACAUCUGCUGGGGUUGACGAAAAACCUGAUAUUAAUGAGUCGCCAAAAGAAAGCCAGGAUGAUGAACAAGUGGUACGGCAAGACCUGAAUGAGAGUACCUUAGAUUUGUGCUUAGGAUUGAACUCGCAUGAUCAUGAUUCGGAAUCAAAACCUGAGGAGCUUGGUCAAACUCAAUCUGUCCAGGUUGAUGAUUCAGCUCCUUCAUGAAAGGCAAUGCUAAAUUUGUUUGUUCUUGAUUUGAAGAAACUUUAUACCUUGAGUUGAUCAUUUGGUCAGAGCUUUUGUGCUUCUUAGAGGCAGGCGCAUUCACAUGACCAAUUUGAGUUGGUUCUUCUGCUGCUGACGUAACCGGGAUUGAUGCUUCAACAGAUUCAAUAUUUUAUGAUUUCAGUUGAGAAAUGGCUAAAUUUAAUCACACUAUGGUUGUUUCGUCAUUGACAAUUCCACUUUUUGAAUUCAGAUAUUGUUCGGCUUCUUUGUUAUGAACAUUACCUUCUAUUAUUCUUUUUGUUUAGCAUCUUUUCUGAUAUUCAUUACAAGAGACAUCUAGGUUUUACAUUUACAUCAAUCAUACUAGUCACUAGUCAGUUGAAAGUGAAAUCCAAACAAUGAAGUGCUUUGUUUGGGGAAUCAUCGUCCCUGGCGUUAAUGUUUUCCUGCUUCUACUUGGUCCAGAUGCCAGAUCCCCCUACCCAAGUGAAGCAAACCCCAAACCAAAAAAUUUAUUUUUUCGAAGGGGGUUGAGAUGUGUCUUCAAACCCUUCCCUCACGUGGUAAAGCUUCUUUCUUAGCUCUUGGGGAAUGUGGUGUGCUGCUUCUGUUGUUGUAGCUUUGCGACAAGAUGGGAUAGCUAUGCAUGUACAGGUAUUGAUGAUGAUGAUGUUGAUGGUGAGGAUGAUGAGCUGACAGAUAUGCAGCCUUUCAGCCGUUCAAGAAUGAGGUUGCGGCUAACUAGUCUGGCAUGUGAAGUAAGAGGAAGACCCUCUUUCACGCAUUCAUCAUAUUUCUCCAAAGCACAGACAAUAUCUCUGAAAUCUGGCCGCUUUGAUGGAUUAGCAGCCCAACAACACUUGAUUAAGUGUGCAAGUGCAGGCUGACAACUCGCUGGAAGCGGGGGUCGUUCCUUCUGUCAGAAACACCACCAAAGGAGGGAUAAUGCAAACAUCAGAAAGAGAUAUGGGAGGUGGCUCAUUUGAUGACUCAGUAAAUGAACGUCACUAGUCUUUUGGCAUGGAAUAAGGAGGAAAUCAGCUACAAACAGUGGAAAGUCUUACCUUCUCAGCCACUGCAUAUGCGGCCUGGACUGGAGUCAUUCCUUGAAAUGGAAGCAAAGCCGUGGUGAGCUCCCACAAGACAAUCCCAAAGCUAUAGACGUCGACUUUACGAGUGUAAGGUUUCUCCUUUAUCAUCUCCGGAGCCAUCCACCGAUAAGUGCCUUUGUUUCCUUUAGUCUCCAGGCAUUGUGUCUCUAGGCAUGAGGUACCAAAAUCUGCCACCUUAACCCGCAUCUCAUCGUUCAGAAGCAAAUUGUUUGAUUUCAAGUCUCUGUGAAUUACACCUUGUGAAUGAAGGUACUCCAUCCCUCGUGAUAUGUCGAGAGCUAGCCUCAGGAUCGUCUCUGUUGAUAGAGAGUAGGGCUCUUUCUUGUUGAGGUACAUUCUGAGUGUUCCUUGUGACAUAUACUCGGUGAUGAUGCAGUACACAGGGGGCUUCUUGCAUGCAGCAAUGAACUGAAUAAUAUACAGCAACGACAAUAACAGUAGGAGGAUUGAGCAAUUGUCCAUGGUUCUGACAAUUUAGGUUUUAGAGAACUAGAUCUAGAGUUCAGUGAUUGCAGAAGUGACCUAUACAUUUAUUCUCAGUUUCUCACUCCCUAGGCUGGUAUCAUACUUGAUAAGAUCUUGUUUAAGCCACAAGAAAGAAGAAAAGGAGGAAACAGUUACCUGCACGAUAUUGGGAUGAUAGAGCCGGGAGAGCAAAGCAACUUCAGAUUUGAACUGCUGCUCGAGGAGAGAUCUAGUCUCCUCUUUCUGGUUCGGGAUCCUGACCAUCUUAACAGCAACUGCUCUCUGCUUGUAGAUUCCUCGAUAUAUCCUACUGUGCGCCCCAGAGGCGAACUUGUUCCCUAUAAACAACUGAGAGAGGUCGGCUGUCCACUCCUCUUGGUCUUCCUUGGGAGAGGCCUCCCAGGUCUCCACGUUCUCAGACUCCAGUAUCAUGGACCAGGAUUCCAAGCUGUCGAACCUCUUCCUCUCCAUGGUCUCGGAGUUCAACUGGUGCCCUCUCGACGAUACGGAAGGUACUGCUAAUCUUCGUUUGCUCCUGGGUUUCCCAUGGCAGAAAGCAGGGAACCAAGAACCAGCCAUUGCAAUACUAAUAACUAACUUUUUCCCCAAGGAAAGAAGAUACAGAGGAUGCAGUGAUCAAGAGAGAGGGCCAUUUCAGGAAGUGCAUGAACUGAUUCAAAACGUAGGAAAGAAACAGGGAGAAGGUUUCAAGCUUUCAUGGCCGAACUGCAAAAUUGCAGGAGGGAGUUGAGAGAGAUGACAGACAUUGUGGAGUGGAGGUUGAUGUGAUGAGAUUAGAGGUGGGUUUUGGAACUGGCAUGGAAAGAUGAAAGAUGAUGAACACAGAGUGGGGGGAUUUCAGGGACGUCUCGUGAUUGUCCCAUCUGAAAGUUUGUAGCUUUUUAGUUGGAAUGGAAGGAAAGGAGGGCAGCUUUUUCCUCUUCCUUGCGCCUUCUCUGCUUUACGUAUUUCCUUCUUUAAGUUCUAACCCUUUCUCCCUUGCCCCGCAGUCUGAUGC
Linum tenue is the source of this 3578-nucleotide messenger RNA. NCBI's taxonomy places the organism in Eukaryota, Viridiplantae, Streptophyta, Magnoliopsida, Malpighiales, Linaceae. The record is from the annotation of a GenBank genome assembly.